AUGACUUCUACGGCAUCGCCACCUCCAUCGCAGCAGGAUGAUUCUGCGUCCAAUUUAGCGGUCUUGCCUCCCAUCGUCACGGACGCCACUGUCAAGCGACCCAUUCGUCAGCGAUCAUCCUCGUAUGCGAAAGACCGUCUUUCCACGCUUUCCAACGUUUCCCUUGCCUCUAAAAACCGGUCGCGUCCCGGUUCGCAUGUUUUCCCCGUCUUCCAUUCCAGCUUGCCGUAUGCUCUAGUGCGAGAUUUCGCAUACCCAUCAAUCCAUCCUCUACACUACGGUCCAUUGCCACCACGUGCGUCUGGGGUGUCAACCCCGGUGAGUGAGCAGCGACGCCUGUCCGACCCUCCGGCUCCGUGGGAUAGCUCGCGGGGACAGUGGUCAACUGGGCCAUGGAGCACCGACCACAGCUACGGACACCAACAACUCCCUGCUAUGUCGUUCGGUGACGGUCCACCAUAUAGCGAGGAUGAAGACCUCCAUAGUCCGGUGUUUUCUGCACCUCGCCAUCGGAAGAACAAGUCUACGGGCACGGACCUGAAUGGUGGGCGAAAAAGGAGCCCUAGUCGCCAGGAGGCCACAGACUAUUUGGGAGAUACUGAUCGCGGGAUGUAUGUCAGCACGAACGCGGAUGGUAGCGAAACAUACUAUGUGAACGACGAAGAUGAAAUAGAUGACGGCCCUGGCGGCGAGUACGUCACAUACCCGGUAAAUGAGAGCCGAUACUCAUAUGCGGGGACCUAUGGGAACUAUCCGGGCUAUGGCCCUGACGUGGAAUAUGAAUCGGAAGAUGGGUAUGCUGGUGAUCGGUACAAUGGCGACUUCCAGUUUGCCGUAGGAUGUCCGGAUGAAGAAAUGCACGGAAAAGCGGUUGCACUUUUCGACUUCACUAGGGAACACGAAAACGAACUUCCCCUGACAGAGGGCCAAGUAAUCUUCGUCUCUUACAGGCAUGGCCAAGGUUGGCUUGUUGCGGAGGACCCGCGGACCGGGGAAAGUGGCUUGGUGCCGGAAGAAUUUGUUCGGCUGCUCCGGGACAUUGAAGGGGGACUGACAUCGUUGAACGGUGAUCCGGACUUAUUGGACGGCGCUCAUCCUAACCACGAUUCAACCGAAUACCACCAGGUGAUGGCACCAACUCAGGAUGACCACCCAAGCUAUGUCGCUAAUGGCGAGAAGAAGGAUGACAAGGAGCCAGGGGUUGAUACAGUGAAGCAAAUUACGGAGAAAACACAGCAGGACAGGCAGCAUGUCGCCGUUCCGAUGAAGACGUGA
Aspergillus pseudotamarii is the source of this 1275-nucleotide messenger RNA. Its product is annotated as adaptor protein NBP2. NCBI's taxonomy places the organism in Eukaryota, Fungi, Ascomycota, Eurotiomycetes, Eurotiales, Aspergillaceae. The record is from RefSeq and is a predicted model, not a curated record. The transcript has a single exon. The coding region runs from base 1 to 1275 and encodes 424 amino acids. Gene Ontology annotation, molecular function: protein binding.